Messenger RNA from Durotheca rogersii, 1005 nucleotides. Its product is annotated as alpha/beta-hydrolase. Lineage: Eukaryota; Fungi; Ascomycota; Sordariomycetes; Xylariales; Xylariaceae. The transcript has 3 exons. The record is from RefSeq and is a predicted model, not a curated record. Bases 101 to 862 code for a protein of 253 amino acids.
UUUGUUUCGAGGCCGAGGUUCGUGUCUCCCCUUUUCCAGGCCUAUAAUACCUAGACCAGAUACCUACUUGAAGCCGAUCCCCGUAAGUGUCCCCUCCACCAUGUCAUCGCCGAAGCCCCUCAUCAUCCUCAUCCACGGCGCCUUCUUCUCGCCGGUGCACUACCGCUCCUUGAUCGAGCCCCUCCGUGCCCAGGGUUAUCCCGUCGUGGCUCCGCCGCUGCCUUCAACCGGUCUCGACGACUCCGUCGCGGGCAAGACGUAUGUCGAUGACGUGAAGCGCCUCCUCGAGGCCGCCUCCCCUUUCCUCGACGAGGGCAGGGAGGCCGUGGUCGUCGGCCACAGCCAAGGCGGCAUCGCGGCCAGCGCGCUCACCGAGGGCCAGACCGUCCAAGACCGCAAGGCCAGGGGCCUCCAGGGCGGCAUUAGAGCCGUCGUAUACCUAACCGCCUUGGCCAUACCGAAGAAGGGCGACAGCUUGCACGGCCUCCUGGGCGGUACGCCGCCGCCGAUCUACAAAGCCGAGGGUCCCUUCUACGUCCUGACCGAUCAGGUCUUCUCACCUUCGACCGGCGACCACGGCGUGCCGCAGGACGCGCAGGCCGCCCUCUUGCGGACGCUCGUGCACCAGAGCAAGGCAAGCAUCGAGGCGCCGGUGCAGUUCGCGGCGCCCGACGUCACCGUGCCCAAGACCUACAUCGUGUGUACGCAGGACCCUUCACUGCCGGCCGCCCUGCAGGAGUCCAUGGCCGAGGCCGCCGGGUGCCAGGUCGUGCGCGUCGAGAGCGGCCACUUCCCGUUCCUUGAGAGCGACGCCACGGCGCGGGAGGUCGUCGAUGCGAUCGUCAACGUCGCUGGAAAGUGACAUUGAACCUGGCUAUUGCGAUGGUGGCAGGACAAGGCGGGCGAGGAGGAAAAAGAACCAAAUAUCGGAUGAAAAAAAAAAGGAACUUGCUUCAUAGUUGGCUAACUUAGUGCAGCUACAAGGUUACCUAGACAAGACAGACA